AAGAAAAUAAAUUUUUUCUUAAUUUAUUGUAAUUUAUUCUGAGCCUAAUUAAUGGCAAUUUAAAAAACAUAGAAAAUAUUAACUGAAUAAAAACAAAUAUUUUAGCCAUAAGUGGCUUAGCCAUUUUUUAAGUAGAGUCUAAACAGUUUUUACGUUAGGAGGUACGACGAUUGAAUCUGUGCACUAAGGUAAAAGACCCUGUUGUUGACCGUGACCCAGUUUCUGACCUUUUCAACUUUUUUCUAACUUACUUAAAAAACUAUAAUUUUAAUACGUAAAUCGAUUUUUUCUUCAUUUGUAGUAAUCUUUUCUGAGCCUAAUUAAUGGCAAUUUAAAAAACAUAGAAAUUAUUAACUGAUUAAAAAAAAAUAUCUUAGUCAUAGGUGGCUGCGGAAGCCAUUUUUUAAGUGUAGUCUAAGCAGUUGAUGUUAGAAAGUGCGACAAUCGAAUCUGUGCACUAAUUAUCAUUUAAGUAAAAAAAAAUAAUUAAAAAUUAUAACCUCAACCGGCACUCUUAAAAGGUCAGAAACUGGGUCCCUUACCUUAAUUAUCAUUUGUAUAUAAGAAGAAACAGUAAAACUAUGAGUUACCAUUACAAUUUUCGAUUAACGACAAAACCAUGGCGAAAAAAUUUAUAUGAAAAUCAUGGAUUGCCAGAUAAUUAUACAGACAGUUCAUUUUUACAUGAUCUUCGUAAAAAUAUAAAACCAAACAACGUGACUAUAAAUGAAGCAUUAACAUUAGGGGCCAGUAUAUCGAUACAAUUAAGCAUCGUCGUUUUAUUUGUAAUGGUAUUUAUUUGGCUCAAAAGUGAAUGGGCGACUCCAAAUAACAUAUUUAUUUAUAGUACAUUAUUAACGUUAAUUGGUUACUUAAUUUAUAUAAAAAAAUUUCCAAAUAAUACUGCAAGAGUACCCAAAGAUUCACGCACAGCUUUGAUAUUUUUAGUGUUCGGUUAUGUAUUGUCGCCUGUAUUAAAAACAUUGACGGAAACAGUAAGCACUGAUACCAUUUAUGCAAUGACAAUAUUUAUGUUUUUCAUUCAUUUGGUCUUUAGUAAAUACGGCUCACCGCCGGUAUCAUUAUCAGAUUCAUUAUCAAUCACAUCAUCUAUUUUUGGAUCAUUAAUGUUGGCAUCGCGUUUGAUAUCGCCGUUACAUGCAUUUUCUUUACUUACUGUUGCCGUACAAUGUUUUGUUUUGUUACCAUUUUUAUUGUCUAUCAAACAGAAUAAUAAUAUUAUUAUAUCAUUAGUGUUAACUUUAGUAGCAUUGUAUUAUUUGACUACUGUAUCAACGAUAUUAUCUUUGGUAUUUAUUAUCGCAACUGUUUUUAUUUCUGUCAUUUGUCCAUUGUGGUAUGUAAGGUGGCAAAAAUAUAAAGAGAAUAUUUACGGGCCGUGGGAUGAAGCUGUUAUUACUAAACAAUAAACUGUUAUUUAAAAAA
Molecule: messenger RNA, 1446 nt
Organism: Microplitis mediator
Lineage: Eukaryota; Metazoa; Arthropoda; Insecta; Hymenoptera; Braconidae
Gene: PIG-C
Product: phosphatidylinositol N-acetylglucosaminyltransferase subunit C
Exons: 3
Coding region: 582-1430 (282 amino acids)
Biological process (GO): GPI anchor biosynthetic process
Cellular component (GO): membrane; glycosylphosphatidylinositol-N-acetylglucosaminyltransferase (GPI-GnT) complex
Source: RefSeq, a predicted model, not a curated record